Mytilinidion resinicola is the source of this 627-nucleotide messenger RNA. RefSeq lists its product as uncharacterized. The transcript has 4 exons. Bases 1 to 627 code for a protein of 208 amino acids. Lineage: Eukaryota; Fungi; Ascomycota; Dothideomycetes; Mytilinidiales; Mytilinidiaceae. The record is from RefSeq and is a predicted model, not a curated record.
AUGAGGCGUGCCGAAAUAGCAGAGCCCAACUAUCGGGAUACCGAUCCCGGACCGCCUUUUGCACAAGAUUUUUGGGACCCACUCUGGCUUUCUCCCGUGCUCAAGGCACCUGAGAUCAGCAUUCCAGGUAAUGCUCCUGCAGUCGUUAGCGGGAGGGAUCGUGCGAUCAAGAGAAUCGUGCGAACGGAAGGAUCACCCUCAGCGACCACCCAUUGCAACCAAUUCUACCUCUCUGGCUCUGAUCAUCGUCGCUGCUCGACCUUCUCACGCUUCCGACCGUCACCCUCAGCACACGAACAUGCCAAACCUGCAGCUGUCCUCACUCCUUCCACCUCGUCCUAUCCCACCCUACACUACCAAACAAUUGUCCCUCCACUGCCCCGGCACCAUGGUUCACGAGACAGGCUCGCGCCACAUACAACGCGUUUGAGGGGAAGUUCGAGACGUUGGGACCACUUCAUCGGCCUUAUGCGACAAGUGAUCGAGGCCCUCCGCUGUGGCGGCUACACCGAUAUACACAGUGUUGACUUCGGCACUGCCCGUGUGGUGCCAGUCGCCACCAAGAAGAUGGGCGCUGGACAAGGGAUUACCGCCGGUAUCGACGUGGCUGCCGCCAUCCUGAAUUGA